This is a messenger RNA of Darwinula stevensoni, 4589 nucleotides long. Lineage: Eukaryota; Metazoa; Arthropoda; Ostracoda; Podocopida; Darwinulidae. The record is from the annotation of a GenBank genome assembly.
AGUGCAUGCUGCCGCAUUGCCAGACGAUGAAGAAGGUGCUGAGGCACAUGGCGAACUGCCAGGCCGGGAAGUCUUGCUGCGUCCCGCACUGCGCCUCGUCGCGGCAGAUCAUCUCGCACUGGAAGAACUGCCACGGCGCCGAUUGCUCCGUCUGUCCCCCGCUCGAGACGGCGGACGGGCGGCCCAGGAAGACCCAAGGGCCGCCGACCGCGCCCCGAGACCCCAACCCGGAAGAGUGGAAACGGGCGUGCGAAUCCCUCGGGAUGCCUCACCUAGCCGCGAUGGGCCGUCCCCUCCGAUCGGAGGGGACGCGAGGGACUGUUCCCCGGUCGCCAGCUUCGUCUUUUCAGUCGACCAGGGAGACGGACGCGGCCGGGUCGGAGGAGCGGCCGCCGGUCGCUGCUGCGUCCGGUCGGGACGCGAAGGAGUGGCAGAAAAGCGUCACGCCCGAAUGUAGGAACAACUUCAUCAACGACCUGGUGACCGAGACCUUCCCCGCGAACGACGCGACCGCGGCGUUCGACGAACGCGUGCAGGCCCUGGUCGCCUUCGCCCAGAAGGUGGAGAGAGACGUCUACGAGACGGCCAACUCCCGACCGGAAUAUUACCACCUGCUGGCAGAGCGAACAUACCAGAUCCAGAAGGACCUGGAGGAGGCACAGAAGAAUCAGGGAGGCAUGGGUCAAGGACUUGCCGACUCCCUGGAGCGACAGCUGGCCCGGCACCAAGGACUUUCCCGACUGGCUCAGCAGCCGAUCUCAGGCGGAACAGAUGAUGGGUGGCAUGACGCCGCCUUCGAUGAGGCCACCUUCCAUGAGCCCGCCUUCGAUGAGGCCACCUUCCAUGAGCCCGCCUUCGAUGAGGCCACCUUCCAUGAGCCCGCCUUCGAUGAGACCACCUUCGAUGAGCCCAACUUCGAUGACUCCACCUUCGGUGAGAGGAUCCUUUGUUGGAUGAAUGCGAUGGUCAUUUUGGAUGCAGGACUGAGGUUCAGCGGGAUGCCGCACGAGGCGUCCGGAGGAGUCCCACAACCUCAGGAGCGACAGUGGACAGGGGCCCCGGCGUCGAUCUCGCGGCCGCAGGGAUCGCUAACGCGGCCGGGUCUCCCGCGGCGGCAGUCGCAACGGCCGCGGGUGUUUGCGAGCGAUGCCGAUUUCGCGAAGGAAAUCGGUUCGACCGACUCGGCGGAGGGCACGGUGGUCCCAACCGCGCAAACGCCUUCGGCCGACACGGCUUUUGACUUUGGCAGCGUACCUGCCUGCAGUGGAGACGAAAUUGGAAUCAGCAGUUAUGCUGCCGCAUUCUUCUUCCCCACUUCUAUGUACAGGACAUCCACACCCAGCGACAGUUUUCGCCAACAGUGGCAGCAGCAGAAUGAGGUGCCACCUAGUUCCUCGCCUCACAUAUCAAUCGCAUCUAAAACGAGUGGGAUGAGAGGAAGCGUCAGCUCCAUGUCGGUGUCGGCAGGGAACGACAGAGAGGAACCCAAACACGAACUGAUUUCUAGCAACAGGAAGGAAGAAGGAGGGAUCCGGGUGAAUGUGGAGCCUGUGGACGUGAAGAAGGAGACAUCAGAGGGCGUGAAAGGGCUACCUUCUCCCAGUGCAGUGAAGAUAGGGGGGAUUUCGGAUGUGGAGGUCCCUGCCUCCUGUUCUUCAACCACGUCCUCCGUUCCUCCCGAUUCUUCAUCAUCCGAUGCAAAGCCUCCAACCUCAUCUAAACCCAACAAGAUAUCAUUCAACCCAGAGGAACUCCGCCAGGCGUUGAUGCCCUCUCUGGUAAAGUUGUACAGGCAGGACCCAGAAUCCAUUCCGUUCCGCCAGCCUGUCGACCCGCAGGCUUUGGGCAUCCCUGACUAUUUUGACAUCGUCAAGCAACCCAUGGAUCUCUCGACGAUCAAAAGGAGGCUGGACACGGGUCAGUAUGCCGAUCCGUGGCAAUAUGUGGAUGAUGUCUGGCUCAUGCUUGACAAUGCCUGGCUCUACAACCGCAGGACCUCACGGGUCUUCAAGUAUUGCACAAAGCUCGCCGAAGUCUUCGAACAAGAAAUUGACCCGGUGAUGAUAAGCUUGGGAUAUUGCUGCGGGCGCAAGCACGUGUUCAGCCCGCAAUCGCUUACCUGCCAUGGUCGGCGGCUGUGUACCAUACCCAAGGGUGCCAAGUACUGGUGCUACCAGAACAGCUCACCCACGAAAGGCUUCAUUUGCGACAGAUACAGCUUCUGCCGGAAGUGCUUCAAAGACAUUCAGGGAAAUUCGGUCACUUUGGGCGAUGAUCCUUCCCGACCAGAAAUUGUGAUUCGCAAGGACCAGUUCGUCGAGAUGACGAACGAUGCCUGGGAUUCGGAGCCUUUCGCGGAAUGCAACGAGUGCGGCAGGAAGCUCCACCAGAUCUGCGUACUCCACUACGACAUGCCGCAAGGGUUCACCUGUGAUAAUUGCCAUAAAGCGAGGGGUACCAAACGGAAGGAGAAUCGGUUCGGCUCCAAGCAGUUGCCGACCACCCGUCUCGGGACUUACAUCGAAAACCGGGUCAACAACUACCUGAAGAAGGAGGAGGCAGGAGCCGGGGAAGUGACCAUCCGGGUUGUUGCUAGCUCUGACAAGAUUGUGGAAGUGAAGCCUGGCAUGAGGCGAAAGUUCACCGAAACUGGGGAAUUGUGCAGCGAAUUCCCAUAUCGAGCCAAGGCCCUAUUUGCAUUCGAGGAAAUCAAUGGAGUGGAUGUAUGCUUCUUCGGCAUGCACGUUCAGGAAUAUGGUUCUAAUAGUCCCAUGCCUAACACAAGACGUGUCUACAUCGCUUGUAUGGACUCCGUUCAUUUCUUUCGGCCGAAGCAGUUCCGAACAGCUGUGUACCAUGAGAUCCUCCUUGGAUAUUUGGAUUAUGUCAAGCAGCUAGGAUUCACAACGGCGCACAUUCGGGCAUGUCCCCCAAGGGAAGGUGAUGAUUACAUCUUCCGCUGUCGCCCGCCAGAGCAGAAGAUUCCAAGACCAAAGCGACUACAGGAAUGGUGCAAGAACAUGUUGGACAAGGGUAUCACGGAUCGCAUUGUUCUUGACUAUAAGGUCAUGGAUGAGGGCUUUCGGAGCGCAUGCGAACUCCCCUACUUCGAAGGGGAUUUCUGGCCCGACUUUCUGGAACAAAGCAUAAGGGAGUUGGACGAAGAGGAGAAAGAAGAGCGGCUGAAGCAAGCGACUGCUGCAGCUGAGUGCAUAGGAGUCAGGGAAGGGGUCGAGGGUAAUGAUAUGAUUGCUGCUGUGAUUCUUGCUAAUAGUUGCACAAAGAAAGGCCAGAAGAAGUGCGACAAGAGCAAGCAGUGCAAGAUCAACCAGCGGAAGUGCACCAAGAACAGCGGGGCCGCGAACCAAAACGGCAACGAUCUCAACUCAAAAAUCCUCGCUGCAAUCGAGAAGCACAAGGAGGAGUUCUUUGUGAUCCGCCUCCACUCGGCGCAGUCAGCAGCCAGCUUGGAGAACUUGGUGGACCCGGAUCCAUUGCUCGACUGUGAGCUCAUGGAUGGCCGGGAUGCAUUCCUAACAUUAGCCAGGGACAAGCGUCUCGAGUUCUCUUCCUUACGUAGGGCUAAAUUCUCAACCACGAUCAUGCUUCAUGAACUUCAUAAGCAAGGCCACUACGUUGGGUACAUAUGUAGUCGUUGCCGGGCAAAUGUGGGGAGUGGCUACCACUGUAUUGAGGGCGAGGCGCAUGACUUGUAUGCUUAUCUUGUCUUGCAGAAAGACAAUUUAUGCGUGGCAUGUUACGAGCAGCAUCCUCAAAAGGUGGAGAAAUUUGGUCCCCUCUCAGAGGAAGGACCUUCAGGAGAACGUACGCCUAGUACUCCCACCGAUCAAAUCCAGCGAUGCAUUCAGUCACUGGUGCAUGCAUGCCAGUGUCGGGAUGCCAGCUGUCGCCUCCAGAGCUGCCUGAAGAUGAAGCGAGCCCUGGCUCACUCCAGAGGGUGCAAGAAGAAGAGUAACAAUGGUUGCCAGAUCUGCAAGAAGCUGAUCACUUUCUUCUGCUACCAUGCCAAGAAUUGUCAGUGGAUGCAGCAACAAGAGCUCCUAGUCCUGAACAGACAGCAAGAACAGGUACAACAGCAGCAGCAACAGGACUUCCCAUGGCACGACCCUCCCCAAGGCCGGCCUAUGUCUCACACCUUCCAGCAAAAACAGCAGUUUCAACCGUUUGGUGGUGGGAUCCAUGCAGCUCAGCUGGUGAAACCGAGUCCCCCACCCCCUGCAAUGAGCCCGCAACAGGUAGUAAUGAUGGGACCUCUAGCGCUCAUGCAGGGGGUGAGGAGUCCUCCUCCUCCUGGUGCAACGUCAAAUCUGCCUCACAUGGUGAGGUCACCUCAGGCGAACUCCUCCCCAAGGACAAAUGGGUCAUCUACACCAUCGCCUCACCACUCUUCCCACGAUUCGGGACUUGAAGCUGAGAUGAUGCUGGCUUCACACGGUGGACCAUCAUCUGCGCCUCUAUCAAACGCUGGGGACAUGAGAGACUCUCUGGUGGGUGUGACGGGGCAUGAAUAUGAAAUGGCCCCCCUCACACCACAGGACCAGUUGCUCAAGUUUUUGGAGACAUUAUAG